UGUUGUUUAACAGUGAAUCAGUAUCGUGCUGCUGCGUGAGAGCUAUUGUGAAGUUGCAACAUAAACGCUGAAUCCAAAGACCAAAUCCGCAACCGAUCUUGUCUGUUUAUCAUCCAUCUCCAGCCGUGAGGUUUCAGUGUCUCAGCCAUGUCCUCCUCUGUUGUCCCGUUCAAAAAUCAACGUUAUGCUGACCUGAAGAGGGAAUCCAUCCAGAGAAAGAUUCUGUUCAGAGAUCCAGAGUUCCCCGCAGACGAUUCAUCUCUGUUUUAUAAAGAACCCCCUCCUGGUAAAGUGGAAUGGAAACGGCCAUGGAAGAUAAGCUCAGACCCUCAUCUGUUUGUGGAAGGGAUCAAUUCCCAUGACUUGUAUCAGGGGGAAAUAGGAAACUGCUGGUUUGUUGCUGCGAGCUCAUGCCUUGCUAUGAUGCCACACCUCUGGCAAAAAGUGAUUCCUGAUUGGCAGGAGCAGGAGUGGGAUCCCAAACAUCCUGAAAACUAUGCCGGGAUCUUCCACUUUCAGUUCUGGGUCUUUGGUCAGUGGACAGAUGUGGUCGUGGACGACCGGCUGCCUACUAUUAACGGAAAACUGAUCUACUGUCACUCAAACAGCAAAAAAGAAUUCUGGAGUGCUCUGCUGGAGAAGGCUUAUGCCAAACUCUAUGGGUGCUAUGAGUCUUUAAGUGGAGGAUUCGCUGGAGAUGCUGUGGUGGAUUUCACUGGUGCUGUAUAUGAACGCAUUGACUUAGAGAGAGAGGCUUUCUACAAAGACCAAAGAAAUCAAGAUUAUCUAUUUGAAAACCUUCUCAAAGUUUAUGAACACGGAGGAAUCAUCAGCUGUGGCAUCACGGCAGAACCGCAUGAACUUGAGUUCAAGAUGGCAAACGGUCUGGUGAAGGGUCACGCAUACUCUGUGACGGCAGUGAAGAGAAUUCAUUUACGUCAUGAGCUGGUGGCGCACUUCAAAACUGAAACUAUUCCCAUGAUCCGAAUGAGAAACCCCUGGGGAAAAAUGGAGUGGAAUGGACCCUGGAGUGACAGCUCUAAGGAAUGGUCCAAGAUUGGUGAUACAGAGAGGCACAAUCUUGGUCUCACGGUAGAGGAUGAUGGGGAGUUCUGGAUGUCAUUUAGAGACUGGUGCGGACACUUCAGUGAUGCAGAUAUUUGCCACAUUUACGAUAAUUUACUCACUAGCAACCGUAAGAAAGAAGUUUUGUAUCAUGGGGGUUGGACCAGACAAAAUCCAAAGUAUUUGUUUGAUGUGACAAAGAUAACUGAUGAAGUCCUGAUCAACUUGCAACAAGAAGAUCAGAGGAUCAAAAAAAAAACUGGUCAGGAAAAAGAUGUGGCCAUUGACUUUAGUGUUUGGAAGGUGGAGUUGAACAGAAAUUCUGAAAUGCACCGGACUCAGAAACAAACGGGAAAAAAAUCUUUUUCCAGUGUUCGAUCAGUUUUCAUGAGAUGCAACCUGCCUCAAGGCCAAUAUGUCGUCGUCCCCUCCACCUCUGAUCCUGGUGAACAGGGAAAGUUCAUGCUGCGAAUUUUCACCAAUGUGGACCCAGGCCUGUGGGAACCGACUAAAGACCAACCCAAGAGGAACAGCCUGACUUCAUGUUUUGGGUGUGGAAAACCGAAGUGAUGAUGGAUGAAUGCUCCUGCCUUUGGUGGAGCAUUCAAUGUAAUCAACGCACACUGAGAAGCACACGUUCGUUCAACCCAUCUGCUUACUUGUUUCACCGAUCUUGUGUGUAUCUGUCUGUGUUCUUUCAUCAUUUUCAUCUUUUAGUGGUAUUUUGCAAUGUCACAGUGGCUUGAUUCGUGCUAACUAAAAUUGUUUUUUUUUUUUAAUAAACCUGCUGUAAUUCACCUG
Messenger RNA from Oryzias latipes (Japanese medaka), 1866 nucleotides. RefSeq names its product calpain-5. Gene Ontology annotation, cellular component: cytoplasm. Gene Ontology annotation, molecular function: calcium-dependent cysteine-type endopeptidase activity. Gene Ontology annotation, biological process: proteolysis. Lineage: Eukaryota; Metazoa; Chordata; Actinopteri; Beloniformes; Adrianichthyidae. The record is from RefSeq and is a predicted model, not a curated record.